AUGAAUACCGAAGAAACCUUACUAAUUACUCCGGUCGAUAAUUACGAUGCUAUCGUGAACGACACCAAAGACGACGACUCCACCCCGAAACUGGAACUCAAACAUCUUACGAGAUCUAGUUUCCCAUUAGUUGUAUCAUUUGUCUUGCAAUACGUCUUUUCCAUCACAUCAGUAUAUGCUGCAGGGCGAUUGGGUGCCAAAGAGUUGGCUGCAUGUUCGUUGGCCAUCUGUACUUUCAACAUCACCGGAUUAGCUGUGUUCCAAGGCAUGGCUACUAGUUUAGACACAUUUUGCUCCCAGGCAUACGGAUCUGGUAACAAGAAAAUGGUAGGAGUAUAUUUCCAGCGCGCAACCCUUCUUAUGCUCGCAACAAUGGUACCUUUGAUGCUUGUGUGGUGGUACUCUGGCAGUAUUUUGAACCAGUUGGUUCCUGACCCAGAAUUGGUUAGCAUGGCGCAGCUUUUCUUGCGAAUCCACGCGUUUGGUGUACCGGGCUUGAUUCUUUUUGAAAGUGGUAAAAGGUUUUUACAGGCACAACACCUCUUCCAAGCCAGUACAUAUGUGUUGGUUGUUGCACUUCCAUUUAACUUGUUAUUGAAUUGGUUGUUGGUAUGGAAUCCCAAUACAGGAAUGGGAUACACAGGAAUUCCCUUGUCGAUAGGAAUCACCUACUGGGUUAUCUCGCUCUUGAUGUUUGGAUAUGUGAUUUUCAUUGAUGGCAUUGAAUGCUGGGGCGGUAUCGACUGGGAAAAAGCAUCAAGCAACUGGAAACCAAUGUUAUCUCUAGCCGUCCCUGGUGUAAUCAUGGUGAUUUCUGAUUUUUUGGCUUUUGAAAUUUUGACUAUUUUUGCAUCCAGGUUUGGAACCGAGGCUUUGGCUGCCCAGUCAAUUGUGUCCAAUGUUGCAACUUUAUGUUUUCAGGUUCCGUUUGCGUUUGCUGUGGCUAUAAGUACACGAAUGGGACACUUUAUUGGUGAUGGAAACAUUGCCAGCGCCAAAAUCCUCAACGACCUUACGGUAAUCAUUGGCGGAUCUAUUGGGCUACUCAGUUUUUGCUUGUUCUAUUUCGGAAGACACGUGUUGGGAGAAUUUUUCACCAGCGACAAAAUGGUAUUGGAAAUCAGCUCCAAAUUACUUAUCUUGGCCGGUAUCAAUCAAAUUUCUGACUCCUUGAAUGUUGUGGGGACAGGUGUGCUCAGAGGGCAAGGUAGACAGCGAAUUGGAUCCAUUCUCAACAUUAUAUCGUAUUACUUCCUUGCCAUACCUUUAGGAUACGUGCUUGCAUUUAAAUUUGGUAUGGAGAUGAGUGGGUUAUGGAUUGGAUUGACUAUUGGUGUUUUUGUUCUUGCUGUAACACAAUGUACAAGUAUCUGUUUAAGUAAUUGGGAAAAGAUAUUAGAACAUUCACAUAGAAUUCAUGAUAGUGUAUAG
Molecule: messenger RNA, 1431 nt
Organism: Candida albicans SC5314
Lineage: Eukaryota; Fungi; Ascomycota; Pichiomycetes; Serinales; Debaryomycetaceae
Exons: 1
Coding region: 1-1431 (476 amino acids)
Biological process (GO): xenobiotic detoxification by transmembrane export across the plasma membrane
Cellular component (GO): membrane
Molecular function (GO): xenobiotic transmembrane transporter activity; antiporter activity
Source: RefSeq, a predicted model, not a curated record